This is a messenger RNA of Desarmillaria tabescens, 1224 nucleotides long. RefSeq lists its product as uncharacterized. The transcript has 13 exons. Bases 1 to 801 code for a protein of 266 amino acids. Lineage: Eukaryota; Fungi; Basidiomycota; Agaricomycetes; Agaricales; Physalacriaceae. The record is from RefSeq and is a predicted model, not a curated record.
AUGCUCAUCGCUCGUUCUAGUUUCUACGGCAUUACGAUUCUACAGACAGUGGUCUACUAUAAACAAUAUCCUAACGAUCCCAGGAUCUUUCGAUAUUCCGUCGCAGUACUAUGGGCCCUUGAUACACUUCAGGUUGCAUUAAACACCCAUGCCUUGUACUAUUAUAUGGUCGAGUCAUUUGGAAACUAUGCUGCCCUCCUUGAGAUCGUGUGGUACGUCCACCUCGCAUCGGCCGUUGCCCUGGGUUUGCCUAAAGUUACCGGCAGGAGUUUUCCGUUGCUACUCACAAUCAAUAUGUUAAUCGUUGUUGGUGUCCAAGCGUAUAUCUCUUUCAAUUGGUUCUCGAUAGAGAAGACUCAUUCUUCCAUACUACAGCUUAUACGCGGUCAGAAUAUGGAAACUUGGUCGACGUUUCCAUGUAGUGUUGCCUUGGUUCAUUAUUUAAAUCGCGUUUGGAAUCCACCCAGUUUCUUGCUGUCGCAGCAUCCCUCGGCACCGGAAUCUCUACGCACAGCUUCAGGAACAGACUUCUUCAUCGCCGCCGCAAUGUGCUACUACCUGCACAGGGGUACAUCAAUGACCAGCUUCUCCAGUACGACAAAGAUCAUCGCCGGAUUGAUGCGUCUUGUUGUGAUAUCCGGUCUGGCUACGAGUACAUGCUCGCUCCUUACUCUUGUCACGUUCGUGGCCUGGCCAAAGACUCUUAUUUUCAUUGCAGUUCAUUCCAUUCUGCCGAAGCUCUAUAUAAACUCCUUGCUCGCCAUGCAAGUUUAUCUCCCUCUCAUUUGGACGACGUCCUAACACUGAUUAGGUUGAAUGCGCGUAGCGUGCAAAAGAGGACGGGAACCCAAGAACAUCUUUCCAAUCAGAAGAUAUUCAGACUUUCCUUUCGCACAUCCAGCAGUGGAGUAAGCCACUCGGAAGAGGCGGUAUGUGGCACUCUCAUCGCCGAAGUAUAAACAAUGUUACUAUUUCUUCCCUCAAAAGUGAUAACAUGGCGUAUAGUCGAGAGUUUACCAAUCUGUCGGAGAAGAUACCGUAGUGGGAACCAUCGAUACUCACCGACUUGUUUGCAAUAGAUGUCGGUUAGACUCAGUAGUAUCAUCGUAACAAAGGGGAAAGGUGUAUCGGACGCGUGUUCUGUCUGUAAAUUUCAAUAGACGAAGCAUUUUACUAUCCUGGAUACGUCGUACAGUGCAGCGUAUUUACACAGAUGUUCAUGAG